AUGAGUUUGGCGUCACGAGCGACUGUUCUGUGUCGAAAGUCCUUCCUUUCUAAGGCUCUGUCGUUGAAAGUGCCAUCGCGAUCUCUCUCAUACAACUGCUAUGAUUAUAAUAUAGCUGGCUUGACUCCAGAACUACGUCAAUUGCACGAAGCAGUUCACGAUUUCUGCCAAAAGGAACUGGCUCCACGUGCUCACGAAAUUGACAAGGCCAAUGAAUUCCCAAUGGACAUGUGGAAAAAGUUUGGUGACAUGGGCCUGCUAGGAAUCACUGCUCCUGAAAAGUAUGGCGGGCAGAAUAUGGGCUAUCUGGCUCACUGUAUUGCCAUGGAGGAAAUAUCGAGGGCUUCGGGCUCUGUUGCUCUGAGUUAUGGCGCCCAUUCAAAUCUCGGUGUGAAUCAGAUCGUCAGGAAUGGAUCUGAUGCUCAAAAGGACAAGUAUCUUCCCAAGCUGAUAAGUGGGGAGCAUGUCGCUGCUCUGGCCAUGAGCGAACCUGGAUCAGGAUCAGAUGUCGUGUCUAUGAAGCUGAGAGCUGACAAGAAAGGUGAUCGUUACAUACUCAACGGCACCAAGUUCUGGAUCACCAACGGCCCAGACGCCAAUGUGCUCGUAGUAUACGCCAAAACCGACAUCAAAGCUGGACCACAUGGAAUUACGGCCUUCCUUGUGGAAAAGGGCUUUACAGGAUUCUCUACAAGUCCCAAACUUGACAAGUUGGGAAUGCGUGGUUCAAAUACCUGUGAACUUGUCUUUGAAGACUGUGAAGUUCCAGCGGAAAAUGUAUUGGGUGGUGUUGGUAAAGGAGUAUAUGUGUUAAUGAGUGGGCUGGACUUGGAACGAUUGGUCUUGAGUGCUGGUCCUCUUGGUAUAAUGCAAGCAGCUCUAGACGUGACGAUACCAUAUGUUCAUGAACGGAAGCAGUUCGGACAGCCUGUUGGUCACUUCCAGUUACUCCAAGGCAAACUAGCAGACAUGUUCACCAAAACAUCUGCUUCAAGAUCGUACACAUAUGCAGUCGCACGAGCGUCCGAUAAUGGUCAUUCCAGCAAUCGUGAUUGCGCCGGAGUCAUCCUGUACGCUGCUGAACGGGCUACAGAGGUGGCCUUGGAUGCGAUUCAAUGUCUGGGUGGUAAUGGUUAUAUUAAUGAUUACCCAACGGGACGAUUGCUGAGAGAUGCUAAAUUGUAUGAGAUUGGUGCGGGGACAAGUGAAAUUCGACGAAUGCUAAUAGGUCGUGAGUUCAACAAGGAAUUCUUGAAAAAGUAG
Messenger RNA from Synchytrium microbalum, 1263 nucleotides. RefSeq lists its product as uncharacterized. The record is from RefSeq and is a predicted model, not a curated record. Gene Ontology annotation, biological process: L-leucine catabolic process. The transcript has 9 exons. Lineage: Eukaryota; Fungi; Chytridiomycota; Chytridiomycetes; Synchytriales; Synchytriaceae. The coding region runs from base 1 to 1263 and encodes 420 amino acids. Gene Ontology annotation, molecular function: 3-methylbutanoyl-CoA dehydrogenase activity; flavin adenine dinucleotide binding.